This is a messenger RNA of Sclerotinia sclerotiorum 1980 UF-70, 642 nucleotides long. RefSeq lists its product as hypothetical. The transcript is spliced from 2 exons. Gene Ontology annotation, cellular component: multivesicular body. Gene Ontology annotation, biological process: late endosome to vacuole transport via multivesicular body sorting pathway; vesicle budding from membrane. The record is from RefSeq and is a predicted model, not a curated record. The coding region runs from base 1 to 642 and encodes 213 amino acids. NCBI's taxonomy places the organism in Eukaryota, Fungi, Ascomycota, Leotiomycetes, Helotiales, Sclerotiniaceae.
AUGAACAGAUUAUUCGGCGCAAAGUCCUCGACCCCAAAACCCACCCUCAGUUCCGCCAUAUCCAAUGUUGACGAACGCAUCUCCACAAUCGACGUCAAACUCGCCUCCCUAAACGCCGAACUAACCUCCUACCAAACCAAACUCUCCAAGAUGCGCGACGGCCCCGGAAAAACCGCCAUCAAGCAAAAAGCGCUCAAAGUCCUCCAACGUCGCAAAAUGUACGAAGGCCAACGCGACCAACUCCAGCAGCAAUCCUACAACAUGGAAUCCGCAGCCCUGAUGCAGGAUAAUCUCCAAAAUGUCAUGACGACGGUGUCGACGCUCAAAACGACAAAUAAAGCCCUGAAGAAACAGUAUGGCAAGAUUGAUAUCGAUCAGAUUGAGAGGAUGCAGGAUGAGAUGGCGGAUUUGAUGGAGGUCGGGAAUGAGAUUCAGGAGAGUAUUAGUCGGAGUUAUGAUUUACCUGAGGAGGUGGAUGAGGCCGAGUUGGAUGCGGAGUUGGAGGCGUUGGGGGAGGAGGCUGAGUUGGAGGGGUUGAGUGGGAUGGCCGAGGGGACGCCUAGUUUUAUGGUGGAUGAAGUGCCGAGUUUUAUUGAUGAGCCGCCGCAGAAAGUGGGUGAGGUUAAGGAGGCUGCUACAUGA